CAAAACAUGGACUCCAAAUUAAGCCCACACUAAAUUACCAAACCUGUCCACUGCUACUACACCCUCGCCGUUGCUCUCUCCGGUGAAUACAUCGCGCUCCCCUCGCCGUUGCUCUCUCCGGCGAAUACAUCGCGCUUCCCUCGCCGUUGAUAUCUCCGGCGAAGAUUUUGCCUACCAUCCAUUGUAGAACUAGCUAAAGGUCCUUUUUACUGGAGUUCCGAAUCUGUGUUGCUGGUUCCUUCACGUUUCUGUAACUGAACUCUGAAUUUUGAAUCCAUAAAUUUGAAAUCUUGGAUCCGCAACUAUGAUGGGUGAUCCUCAUCAGCAUCAGCAGCACCCACCGCUGCCACAGCAACAAUUCCAGCAACAACACCAGCAACAACCCCAGCAACAACACCAGCAACAGCCCCAGCAACAACACCAGCAACAGCCCCAGCAACUGCACCAGCAACAACAUCCUCCACAUUUUGGAGAGUAUCCAAGGGGUCCACAACCUCUGCCAGGUCCACCUCCCAUGAUGCGGCAGCCAUCUGCAUCCUCCACUACUCUUAACGCUCAGCUACCUGGACCUCCUCCUCAUCCUUCUUAUGACGCUCAUGCUGACAGUUUUGCUGCAAAGAGAAUGAGAAAAAUUGGCCAGAGAAGAGCAGUUGACUACACCAGUACAGUUGUAAGAUAUAUGCAGAUCCGCAUGUGGCAGCGCGAUUCAAGGGAUAGGACAGUGUUACAACCGAGCCCAGCAGCAGCAGUUGAUAUAUUGCCAGCAGUUGCCUAUUUGGAUAAUCCAUCUACAAGUUUUGCUGCUAAAUUUGUUCAUACAUCUCUAAAUAAAAACCGUUGUUCAAUCAAUUGUCUUGCGUGGACUCCUAGUGGGCGGCGCCUUGUUACUGGAUCUCAAAGUGGUGAAUUCACACUAUGGAAUGGGCAAUCAUUUAACUUUGAAAUGAUUCUUCAGGCUCAUGAUCAAGCAGUCAGGUCAAUGGUAUGGAGCCACAAUGAUAACUGGAUGGUCACUGGUGAUGACGGGGGCACAAUAAAGUAUUGGCAAAACAAUAUGAAUAAUGUCAAAGCCCAUAAGAAUGCACAUAAAGAAUCAAUACGGGAAUUGAGCUUCUGUAGUACAGAUUUAAAAUUCUGCUCCUGCUCUGAUGACACUACCAUUAAAAUAUGGGACUUCGCAAGGUGCCAAGAAGAGCGUUCAUUAUCUGGCCAUGGUUGGGAUGUGAAGAGUGUUGAUUGGCACCCUACAAAGUCUCUAUUAGUCUCAGGUGGAAAAGAUAAUCUUGUUAAACUUUGGGAUGCCAAGUCAGGAAAGGAGCUUUCAUCAUUUCAUGGACAUAAGAAUACCGUUCUCUGUGUAAAGUGGAAUCAAAACGGUAACUGGGUCCUUACUGCUUCCAAGGAUCAAAUUAUCAAGCUUUAUGACAUACGUGCUAUGAAGGAGGUUGAGUCAUUCCGAGGGCAUCAGAAGGAUGUGACAUCACUGGCCUGGCAUCCAUUUCAUGAAGAAUAUUUCGUCAGUGGAAGCUUUGAUGGUUCAAUAUUUCAUUGGCUUGUGGGGCAUGAAGCUCCUCAAGUAGAAAUCACAAAUGCACAUGAAACUGGUGUUUGGGAUCUUGCGUGGCACCCCAUUGGCUAUCUCCUUUGCAGUGGUAGUAAUGAUCAGACAACAAAGUUCUGGUGCAGAAAUAGGCCUGGGGACUCCGCUCGUGAUAAAUUCAAUUUAGGACAACAAGGUUUGGGUGAUCAACACAAUGUUCUUGGUCGCAUGCCUGGUAAUUUUCCAGGUCCUGAGCCCCCAUCAACUCCUGGAGCAUUUGCGUCUGGUAUGUUACGAACGGAGGGUACAAUACCUGGAGUUGGAGCUGCAAUGCCACUGUCUAUCCCAUCACUUGAUUCACCUUCUCAAGGAGAACAGAAGACUUCAAUGCCUUUAGGAGCUCCUCCCCUUCCUCCUGGUCCACAUCCAUCGCUUCUUGCAAGUAAUCAGCAGCAAGCAUAUCAACAAAACAUGCAGCAAGCUCAGCAGCAGUCACUACCUCAACAAAUGACUUCUCUUCCUUUGCAACCACCGAAUUUGCCACAGCUACAGCCUCCACAUAUGCCUCUAAUGCCACAUCCUCAUCUACCUCGGCCACCACAUCAACUACAACCAGUAAACAUGCCCGGCAUUCAGUCUUCAAUGCCAGGAUCUGGACCCAUCCAAGGAAUGCCUCCGAUGGGGAUACAAGGUAACAUGAAUCAGAUGGGCCCUCCAAUGCCUCAAGGUCAUUUUGUUGGCAUGCCUCCUGGAUCUGGACCGCAGGGCAAUGUUCCCCCUGGUGGAAUGCCAAAUGGAUUGAACAUGCAAGGCCCUCAAAAUGCAGGAGGCAAUCAGAUGUUUCCACCAGUACGAGGCUUCAACAGGCCACAAGCUGGACAGAUGCCGCUCAUGCCUGGACUUAAUCCUUAUCAGCAAUCUGGAAAUCCAAACACACCACCUGGAAUGCACAUGCAGUCAAACUUUGGUCAUCAAUCUGGAAUGCCUCCGCCACUGCCGCCAGGGCCUCCACCACAUAAUCAAGGACAUCAAUAGGCCAUUGUUUAUAGUUUCGAGCUUUGCUCAAGUUGUCUGUUGAGAUUCUACUCUCUGCACCAGUUCAAUUGGUUAAUUGAUUUCUUUUGACAGACAGUGGGAUAGCAUCUCUGUAUUUUUAGAGAAAACUUAUUGCAUAUUUAUGCAUUCGAAGUUAAUA
Molecule: messenger RNA, 2735 nt
Organism: Solanum pennellii
Lineage: Eukaryota; Viridiplantae; Streptophyta; Magnoliopsida; Solanales; Solanaceae
Product: flowering time control protein FY
Exons: 20
Coding region: 305-2575 (756 amino acids)
Cellular component (GO): mRNA cleavage and polyadenylation specificity factor complex
Molecular function (GO): protein binding
Source: RefSeq, a predicted model, not a curated record